AUGGAGAAUGAUUCUUCCAACAAAAUUGAAGUUUCUGCCCUAAACCCCAAUUUACAAUCAAGAGGUGCUUUGGUUGUAUUAGAAGGGUUAGAUCGAAGUGGAAAGAGCUCUCAGUGUAUUCAGCUUCUCUCUCACUUGCAAAGUAUUGGGUGUUCUGCUGAGUUAUGGCGGUUUCCAGAUCGAAAUACUGCUAUCCAUGAUGGAGGAAAAGUUGAAAACCCAUCUUCGAGUGAGUGUGAUGCACCAGAGAUAGGAUUGCUGGCUCCAGACAUGGUCUUAUACCUUGAUAUAUCACCAGAGUUAUACUUUCAUUUAAAUAGGCAUGAUAGGAAUUUUGCCUUUAGUUUCACUGAUAAGAAUUUAUGGGGCAAAGAGGUGGUUAUGGUGAUGAAAGAUACGAGCGUCUUGAUUUUCAAGGGAAGGUCAGAGAAAAAUACCAGGCUCUUCAUGAUGCCUCAUGGAUGGAUGGUUGAUGCCUGUUUGCCAAUGGAAAAAGUCCAGAAGAAGCUCAGAGAAUAUGUGCUUGAGUGUGUUGCGGCCUGCAAAAAUGGAAGGGCUCUUUCUCACUUCUGGUCACAAUAG
Chenopodium quinoa (quinoa) is the source of this 582-nucleotide messenger RNA. RefSeq names its product thymidylate kinase-like. Bases 1 to 582 code for a protein of 193 amino acids. Gene Ontology annotation, cellular component: cytosol; nucleus; mitochondrion. Gene Ontology annotation, biological process: dTDP biosynthetic process; dUDP biosynthetic process; dTTP biosynthetic process. Lineage: Eukaryota; Viridiplantae; Streptophyta; Magnoliopsida; Caryophyllales; Amaranthaceae. The record is from RefSeq and is a predicted model, not a curated record. The transcript is spliced from 5 exons. Gene Ontology annotation, molecular function: dTMP kinase activity.